Molecule: messenger RNA, 4504 nt
Organism: Python bivittatus (Burmese python)
Lineage: Eukaryota; Metazoa; Chordata; Lepidosauria; Squamata; Pythonidae
Source: RefSeq, a predicted model, not a curated record
AAUUGUGUGUGAAAUGGGGCAAGCUGAGCCUGACAUUAGCUCCGGUCCUGCACUCCUCUGUAUUGGAGAAUGCAAGUCAGAAUUUGUGGCCAAGUCUGCACAGCAUUACACAUUUGUGAAUCCUGCUGUGAGUUAUUUGAGUCCCAGCCGUGGACCAGAGUCAGGAGGGACUAUGGUGACCAUUACUGGCCAUUUUCUGGGAGCUGGCAGCAGUGUGUCGGUAUUGCUGGGUAAUCAGACCUGCGAGUUUUAUGGGAGGUCAAUUAAUGAGAUUAUGUGUGUUUCUGCACCCUCUACCCAUGGUCUUGGACCAGUGCAUGUUUCAGUCAGUGUGGAUCGGGCCCAGCUAGACAGCAUGUUGCAAUUUGAAUACAUUGAUGACCCAAAAGUUCAGCGGAUUGAGCCUGAAUGGAGCAUAGCCAGUGGCCACACGCCUCUCACUGUCACAGGGUCCAACCUGGAUGUUAUACAAGAGCCCAGAAUCCGAGUUAAGUACAAUGGCAAAGAAUCUGUCAAUGUUUGUAAAGUUGUGAAUACUACCACCCUCACUUGCCUCGCUCCUUCACUUACACCACAGUACCGACCAGGUUUGGAUGCUGUUGAACGACCUGAUGAAAUUGGAUUCAUCUUUAACAAUGUUCAAUCCUUGUUGAUUUAUAAUGACACCAAAUUUAUUUAUUAUCCAAACCCUACCUUUGAACUUCUGAGUGCCACUGGCAUCUUGGACCAAAAGCCAGGAUCACCCAUUAUCCUGAAGGGUAAAAAUCUGUGCCCACCUGCUUCUGGUGGAGCAAAACUGAAUUAUACUGUUCUGAUUGGAGAAACUCCCUGCACUGUCACCGUCUCUGAAACACAGUUACUUUGUGAGCCUCCAAAUCUCACCGGGCAACACAAAGUUAUGGUGCAUGUAGGUGGCAUCAUCUUCUCACCUGGCUCAGUGAAUGUGAUCUCAGACAGCCUGCUGACUUUGCCAGCUAUUGUCAGUAUUGCAGCAGGAGGCAGUCUUCUUCUCAUCAUAGUCAUCAUUGUCCUCAUUGCCUACAAGCGCAAGUCUCGUGAAAAUGACCUCACUCUCAAGAGACUUCAGAUGCAGAUGGACAACCUAGAGUCUCGAGUAGCCCUUGAAUGCAAAGAAGCUUUUGCAGAGCUUCAGACAGACAUCAAUGAGUUAACCAGUGACCUGGACCGCUCAGGGAUCCCGUAUCUUGAUUAUCGCACAUAUGCCAUGAGAGUCCUCUUCCCUGGCAUUGAAGAUCACCCUGUCCUGCGUGAACUAGAGGUUCAAGGGAAUGGACAGCAGAAUGUUGAAAAAGCCCUGAAGCUCUUUGCCCAGCUACUCAACAAUAAGGUCUUUUUGUUGACAUUUAUCCGUACCCUGGAAUUACAGAGAAGUUUCUCCAUGCGUGACCGUGGCAAUGUGGCUUCCCUCAUCAUGACAGGACUUCAGGGAAAGCUAGAAUAUGCCACUGAUGUCCUGAAGCAGUUGCUGUCUGACCUGAUUGAGAAGAACCUGGAGAACAAAAACCACCCCAAGCUGCUCCUGCGCAGGACGGAGUCUGUAGCUGAGAAGAUGCUGACUAAUUGGUUUGCUUUCUUACUCCACAAAUUCCUAAAGGAAUGUGCUGGAGAACCACUUUUCAUGUUGUACUGCGCCAUCAAGCAACAGAUGGAGAAAGGCCCAAUUGAUGCUAUUACGGGAGAAGCACGUUAUUCUCUGAGUGAGGACAAGCUGAUCAGGCAGCAGAUUGAGUAUAAAACACUAAUCUUAAAUUGUGUGAAUCCUGAUAAUGAAAAUAGUCCUGAGAUUCCUGUGAAGGUGCUGAACUGUGAUACUAUCACACAAGUCAAGGAGAAGAUUCUUGAUGCAGUAUAUAAAAAUGUCCCAUACUCACAAAGGCCACGAGCUGUUGACAUGGACUUGGAGUGGCGCCAAGGCCGAAUAGCACGUGUAGUACUUCAGGAUGAAGACAUCACAACCAAGAUUGAGGGUGACUGGAAGCGGUUAAACACAUUGAUUCAUUAUCAGGUCUCUGAUCGCUCUGUGGUUGCCCUUGUUCCUAAACAGACUUCUUCUUAUAAUAUUCCUGCUUCUGCCAGCAUAUCGCGGACCUCAAUUAGCAGAUAUGAUUCCACAUUUCGGUACACAGGUAGCCCAGAUAGUCUUCGUUCAAGGGCACCCAUGAUUACUCCUGACCUAGAAAGUGGAGUGAAAGUCUGGCAUUUAGUCAAAAACCAUGACCAUGGUGACCAGAAGGAAGGUGAUCGGGGAAGUAAGAUGGUAUCAGAGAUCUACUUGACACGGCUGCUAGCCACAAAGGGUACGCUGCAAAAGUUUGUGGAUGACCUGUUCGAGACUUUGUUCAGUACUGUGCAUCGAGGCAGCGCUCUCCCACUGGCUAUCAAAUAUAUGUUUGAUUUCCUAGAUGAGCAAGCAGAUAAGCAUAGCAUCCACGAUACUGAUGUGAGGCAUACCUGGAAGAGCAACUGUCUUCCUCUUCGCUUCUGGGUGAACGUAAUUAAAAAUCCACAGUUCGUCUUUGACAUCCACAAGGGAAGCAUCACCGAUGCCUGCCUCUCAGUUGUAGCCCAGACAUUUAUGGAUUCAUGUUCCACCUCAGAGCAUCGUCUGGGCAAGGAUUCCCCCUCUAAUAAGCUGCUGUAUGCCAAGGAUAUACCCAGCUAUAAAAGCUGGGUAGAAAGGUAUUAUGCAGAUAUUGCAAAACUCCCAGCCAUCAGUGACCAGGACAUGAAUGCCUACCUCGCAGAACAGUCACGUCUGCACUAUGUUGAUUUCAACAUGCUGAGCGCACUCAAUGAAAUAUACUCCUAUGUCAGCAAAUACAGCGAGGAGAUCAUUGGGGCUCUGGAGCAGGAUGAGCAGGCGCGCCGGCAGCGCUUGGCAUACAAAGUAGAGCAGCUCAUUGGUGCCAUGUCUAUGGAGAGCUGAAGAAAGGAGCAGGAACUCCUAGAAAAAACAUAAGGAGUGAUUGCAAAGACUUUGGGGAAUUAAGAAGGAAACUGGCAAGGAGGCCACCAAGAACAUAUCUGAACUACUGUGUGAACCUCCAGAAAGAAGCAAACAUUGCCCCAGAUUCUUAGCUCAAAACUCACAAAAUUCCAGUUGAAAGGAUGAAGGAAAACAACAGCAACUGUGCAUCUCAAGUAUCAGUUGGAUUUAUCAAGAAAUUCAGCUACUCAAGCUGUAACCUUGAAGGUCCUUGGAAGCUGAGGCUUCUCCAUGACUGCUGCUUUGCAUGAAAGUUGUUUGAUGUAUAUUAAGAGAUAACGAAAACACUAUUUAAAAAUUUUUUUAAGAAAAAGAAAAGAGAAGAAAAAAGUAAAGGUAACAAAAACACAGUGGCCACAUCUUGUUGAAGAUUCCACUGCACAUUGCCCCUCCCAUCAUAUGAGACCUCGUUGUUCAUGGCUCAGAUGGAUGGUUUGCAAGUAGAUUCUUGUACCUUAGGGAAUGUUUUAAAAAAAACUCCAUUAUUCCUCUGCCUGGGAACUUAAAAAAUAUCCCCACGAGCACAAAUUUGCACCAAACCUUUUAAAUAGUGCAGUUGGGAAGGAAAGCCCAGCGUUCAGUAUCUGCAAGAGUCAUUUAGCAGGAAUGUAUGUGAGUGGAAAAGCCAUCUGGUCAUUCAACUCAUCUGUGCUGAAAUCCAGCUUCAACUAUGUAUUUAUAGAGUACUGAUAUUUUUUUAAUACUCCUUAUUUACCUACCAUUGAAGGGACACUAUGAUUUUAUGAAAGUCCUUCAUUCCUCUUCUACUUUGACACAAGAUCCCCCUCACUGAAAUGAUUCCUUCCUGUUUUUAUGUAUCUGACAGCUGUGUUCCUAAGGAAUGUCUGGUCCUUUUGAAGCUAAGAAAGUUGUGAUGGUUUAAAAUGAAACUGGUGCAUUAUGCACUUUUGUAGGUGCAAUUCAUAUAAAAACUGAUUGGCUUUCUUAGUUGCUUAGAGUGUUGACUGAUCAGUUAGCUUUUGGGUUGUUUGUUUUUCCUUGUCACUGCGUGAUUUCUUGCGGUUAAAAAAAGUGUUUACAGCAAGCAGUACUUGAACAGUGUAGACCUAGUGAGGUGACAUAUUUAUUGCUUUCCUGCUUUGAAUUCACUUAUGCAAUCAGAACAAAUGGCAUUUACAUUUUUCUCACACCAUAUGAAAGGUCAUGCAGAGGUCAAGCAUAAGACUUCAAUGUCUCCUGGGAGAGGGAAGUGAGGGGGACCUUCUCUCUGGACAAAAGGAAAUGGCACACUCUACAUGCUGGCUAAUUACUGUAGUCUUGUCUGUGUCCAUGUGUCUUGUCUCAGAUUAGGUUUUUUAAUUGACCCUAGCAGUCCAUUGCUAAGUGAUCAGUAGAUGGCUGAUGAUGUCUGUGAGUUGUUGUUGCUCUUUACAAAAAAAAUUAAACAACAAAAAAAAAAACCAAAGUCCUUUAAAGAGUGCUAAUAGCAGGUGGGCUGCUGUAAACAUUUCUCUCUGUAAUAAAUAUUGACAUUUG